Molecule: messenger RNA, 8215 nt
Organism: Sycon ciliatum
Lineage: Eukaryota; Metazoa; Porifera; Calcarea; Leucosolenida; Sycettidae
Product: zonadhesin-like
Exons: 48
Coding region: 166-7593 (2475 amino acids)
Cellular component (GO): extracellular region
Molecular function (GO): serine-type endopeptidase inhibitor activity
Source: RefSeq, a predicted model, not a curated record
CGUCCUCUGCUUGGCUCAAAAAGAGGCAAACGUCUGAAUGAGUCUUUGCCUACUAUAAAAUCGUCUUGGAAGAAAGUUGAAGGUCAUUAUUUCCGACUGUCGUCUAUAGUUUAGCUGAUAGUUCUGGUCGUAUCAUAUCGUGGAGGUGCUGGCGCUGGUCUCACGAUGGCAAGGGCCGACCACAUAGUGCUGCUGACGAGCGCACUCACUCUAGUGUGUUGGAGUGGUCUGAGCACAGCGUAUUCCUCCGGUGCUCCUGCGCAUACGUGUUCCUCCAUGCUUCCCGGACACGGCCUGCCUGAGUUGACGGAUGACCAAGGCUGUACGCUCACCUUCGCUGGCAGCGUUCGGGAAGGAAGCAAGCAGAGACUGACUCUGAACUGCGGUGGAACGUCGUUCCGAGGGUUUCACAUCCAAUGCCGUGCCGGCGGGGAAGAUGGCGCAGCGGCCGGCCAGUUCACGGCCACGUCCAACUCUCGCGUCUUCACGUGUGGAGGCAAGCAAGCGAGUGCUAUCACACAUACAAGUCGCACCGGAAAGACGUCCAUGGAGAUCGACUGGGAACCGGACCAAGCAGCAUGCCAAGGCAACAUUCAGUGCCGUGCCACGGUUGUGUUUCAAUACACUCAAUACACUCGGCUAGUGCGUGGUGCAGUGACGCAGUGUGCAGCUCCAGCCACCACGGCGCCACCCAGCUGCCCGGCCAACCAGGAAUACAGAGAGUGUGGCACUCUGUGCGAGCCAACCUGCGAGGGUUCGGCAUGCUCGUGUCCGGAGGCGUGCCGUGCCGGCUGUUUCUGCAGAGAGGGAUUUGUGCGCCACGAUGGUGACUGCGUCCCGCUUUCUCAGUGCCCAGUUCCCGGCUCGCAAGCUGGCAGGCAGGCGUGCAGCUGUGUUCCGGAGUGCACUGCUCCCGGCACAGCCCAGUACAGAGUCGAGUUCAACGCCGAAUGGACGGCACCACCGCCACCCAGAAGAUCUCCCCACUGGAGUUCGUUUGUCGGUGCGUCUCAUUCGCCGUGUGCUGUUCUCUGGAGAAACGGCACACUGGCGACACUGGGCGUGAAGAACGUUGCUGAGUUUGGUAGCAACUCGGCCAUCAACCGGGAAGUACGCAACUUGGACUGCUAUCAAGGUGCCUACUUCAGCGCUGGUGGUAUAGGCAGCAGCGCUGGCCAAGUCAGGGCCAAUGUCAUGGUGGAUAGGUACAACCACUUGAUCUCGGGCAUGUCUAUGAUCGCUCCUUCGCCUGACUGGAUUGUCGGUAUAGACAGUAUUCCCGUGUGCAAGGGAUCGGAAUGGCUGGACAGAAUCGAGUAUCACGCUCACCUGUGGGACGCUGGUACAGACUCUGGCUUGCGUUUCACCUCGCGUAACCAGGCAACAAAUCCGAGGGAGAUUAUUCAGAGGAUCAGAUCCAACACACCCCAGUUGUCUCUGUCAUCCCAAGGCUACUCAGCACGUCUGGGCACCAUCGUGUUGAGAAGGAUCAGCGUCAACCCCCGCGGUGUGCCACGCAGUCAGCCAGAGUGCACUCAGUGCCCCAAGGGCGUACAGUGCGUGGCAAGCUACGAUGUCACAGUGAUGAAUCGACCUACAUGUGGUGCCAACGAAGCUUUCAGCACCUGUGGCUCUCCAUGUCCAGAAACAUGCGAAGGCUCUCCGUUUGCCUGUGCCACUGUGUGUGAGCAAGGCUGUUUCUGCACUACGGGGCACGUCAGGCACGAGGGACGCUGCAUUGAGCGAUCGGCAUGCCCUGUUGAAGAAACCACCGUACCAGCUGCACCCACAACACCAACGUGUCCAGCCAACGAAAUCUUCAGCGGAUGCGGCGCUGCAUGCAUAGAAACCUGUGACGGAGCCCCAGCCUUUUGUACACUGGCGUGUGUACCGGGCUGUGUGUGUACUAGUGGAUAUGUCAGACAUGAGGGAAGCUGUAUUGAGCGAUCUGCUUGUCCAGCUGAAGAAACCAGCGCACCAGCUGCACCCACGAUACCGACGUGUCCAGCCAACGAAGUCUUCAGCUCGUGCGGCGCUGCGUGCAUAGAAACGUGUGACGGUGCCCCGGCCGUCUGUGCACUUAUAUGCGUGCCGGGCUGUGUGUGUACUGGUGGAUAUGUCAGACACGACGGAAGCUGUAUUGAGCGAUCUGCUUGUCCAGCUGAAGGACCGUCUGGACCGCCCGCACCGGGGCCAGUUACCCACACUGUCGGUGGUAAAUGCCGCAAUGUCGGCGUGGCUGGUGGAUUUGGUAUUUGCAUUUCUGACUGCGCGGGCGACUCCGACUGCACUGGUGGAGAUCUGUGCUGCCAGAAUGAAUGCGGCGGACAGGUUUGCUCCGCACCGUGUCCCGUUCUUACAUGUCCUGUCCAGUGUGACGUGUUCUCUAAUGGUGAUAACGGCUGCCCAACUUGCUCGUGUGAAAGAGCAAUCUCACCUGGACCGCCAGCACCUGGACCGCCAGCACCUGGACCGCCAGCACCUGGACCUCCAGCACCUGGACCGCCAGCACCAGGGCCAGUUACCCACACAGUCGGUGGUAAAUGCCGCAAUGUCGGCGUGGCUGGUGGAUUUGGUAUUUGCAUUUCUGACUGCGCGGGCGACUCCGACUGCACUGGUGGAGAUCUGUGCUGCCAGAAUGAAUGCGGCGGACAGGUUUGCUCCGCACCGUGUCCAGUUCUUACAUGUCCUGUCCAGUGUGACGUGUUCUCUAAUGGUGAUAACGGCUGCCCAACUUGCUCGUGUGAAAGACCGUCUGGACCGCCCUCACCUGGACCGCCAGCACCUGGACCGCCAGCACCUGGACCGCCAGCACCUGGACCGCCAGCAUCAGGGCCAGUUACCCACACUGUCGGUGGUAAAUGCCGCAAUGUAGGCGUGGCUGGUGGAUUUGGUAUUUGCAUUUCUGACUGCGCGGGCGACUCCGACUGCACUGGUGGAGAUCUGUGCUGCCAGAAUGAAUGUGGCGGACAGGUUUGCUCCGCACCGUGUCCCGUUCUUACAUGUCCUGUCCAGUGUGACGUGUUCUCUAAUGGUGAUAACGGCUGCCCAACUUGCUCGUGUGAAAGAGCUGUAACACCACCUGAGCCUACGACUCCAACAUGUCCUCCAAAUGAAGUCCAUGACUCUUGUGGCUCAUCGUGUCCGGAGACCUGUGCUGGAAUACCGUUCAUUUGCGAUUUCCGCUGUGUAGAGGGCUGCUUCUGUGCGCCUGGCUAUAUCAGACACGAGGGUAUCUGUAUUGAGCCAUCUGCAUGCCCAGGAUCGCCUGGACCGCCCUCACCUGGACCGCCCUCACCUGGACCGCCAGCACCUGGACCGCCGGCAACAGGGCCAGUUACCCACACUGUCGGUGGUAAAUGCCGCAAUGUCGGCGUGGCUGGUGGAUUUGGUAUUUGCAUUUCUGACUGCGCGGGCGACUCCGACUGCACUGGUGGAGAUCUGUGCUGCCAGAAUGAAUGUGGCGGACAGGUUUGCUCCGCACCGUGUCCCGUUCUUACAUGUCCUGUCCAGUGUGACGUGUUCUCUAAUGGUGAUAACGGCUGCCCAACUUGCUCGUGCGACAGUCCAAUAAUAACAACGCCGCCACCACCUGUGGAUCUGUGCAGUCUUGUAACUUGCCAAGGAUUGAACUGUGCACCGGGCACAGCAGCAGCGCGUGUACCAGGUGCAUGCUGUGAUACCUGUGAACCCACCGCCAUCACCAAUGUUUGUGGAGCAUUUGAGGAAUCGAUUCCGUGCGCCGAGCUCUGCCCAGCAAAGUGUAGCAAUCGCGGACUACUUUUUGCCUGUCCUCCCGAUUGCUCGCAGCAAGGCUGCACGUGUAUUGAAGGAUAUGUGCGUGAUGAGAAUGACCGCUGCAUCAGAGAGAUUGACUGCGAUCAGGGUCCAAUAAUUACAACACCACCUGUGGAUCUGUGCAGUCUUGUAACUUGCCAAGGAUUGAACUGUGCACCGGGCACAGCAGCAGCGCGUGUACCAGGUGCAUGCUGUGAUACCUGUGAACCCACGGACAACACCAAUGUUUGUGGAGCAUUUGAGGAAUCGAUUCCGUGCGCCGAGCUCUGCCCAGCAAAGUGUAGCAAUCGCGGACUACUUUUUGCCUGUCCUCCCGAUUGCUCGCAGCAAGGCUGCACGUGUAUUGAAGGAUAUGUGCGUGAUGAGAAUGACCGCUGCAUCAGAGAGAUUGACUGCGAUCAGGGUCCAAUAAUAACAACACCACCUGUGGAUCUGUGCAGUCUUGUGACUUGCCAAGGAUUGAACUGUGCACCGGGCACAGCAGCAGCGCGUGUACCAGGUGCAUGCUGUGAUACCUGUGAACCCACCGCCAUCACCAAUGUUUGUGGAUCAUUCGAGGAAUCGAUUCCGUGCGCCGAGCUCUGCCCAGCAAAGUGUAGCAAUCGCGGACUACUCUUUGCCUGUCCUCCCGAUUGCUCGCAGCAAGGCUGCACGUGUAUUGAAGGAUAUGUGCGUGAUGAGAACAAUCGCUGCAUCAGAGAGAUUGACUGCGAUCAGGGGCCAGCUAACCACACAGUCGGUGGUAAAUGCCGCAAUCUCGGCGUGGCUGGUGGAUUUGGUAUUUGCAUUUCUGACUGCGCGGGCGACUCCGACUGCACUGGUGGAGAUCUGUGCUGCCAGAAUGAAUGCGGCGGACAGGUUUGCUCCGCACCGUGUCCCGUUCUUACAUGUCCUGUCCAGUGUGACGUGUUCUCUAAUGGUGAUAACGGCUGCCCAACUUGCUCGUGUGAAAAUGUGUGUGGAGCAUUUGAGGAGUCGAUUCCGUGCGCCGAGCUCUGCCCAGCAAAGUGUAGCAAUCGCGGAUUACUCUUUGCCUGUCCUCCCGACUGCUCGCAGCAAGGCUGCACUUGUAUUGAAGGAUAUGUGCGUGAUGAGAACGAUCGCUGCAUCAGAGAGAGUGACUGCGAUCAGGGCUCGUGCGCUGCCAACGAAGAGUACCGACAGUGCACCACCCCUUGUCCACCAACAUGUGCCACACUCGGUCAGCCAAGACCAUGCCCUGCCAUUUGUCUGGCACCAGGCUGUGAAUGCAAGCGUGGAUUUGCACGUUCUGACAACGGAACAUGCAUCCGACAGGAAGAUUGCCGACAAGCACCCAUAGAUCCUUGUGAAGGAGUGUUGUGCCGACCACCUUUUGCAUUUGGAGGAUGUCCACCAGGAACAAUAUCCAGGACACGACCAGGAGCCUGCUGCCCAACAUGUGAACCACUGAUUCUCUGCUCGUCAUCGCCAUUCUCAUGUUUCAACGUUUCCUGCCCAACGCUAACCUCAUGCCCUCUUGGCCUGGCGCCUACGAGUUUCCCAUGCGGCUGUUGUGAUCGAUGUCCAAGAAUUGAAACCGGGACAACGUAUGGAGUGUGCAACGGACGCAGAGUUCAGUGCAUGGUCAAGGAGUGUCCAACGGGUUAUGAGCAUGCCUUCAUAGAUAGCCAGUGUUGUCCGGUUUGCCUACGAUAUCUAGCCAACAAUUGCCGUGAACCGAAGAGCGUUGGACCAUGCAAAGCAUUAAUACCCCGAUGGUUCUACAAUACCGAUUCCGACCAGUGCGAGAGAUUCGACUGGGGCGGCUGUCGACCCAACAAUAACAACUGGCGCGAGGAGAGCGCUUGCCAGCGUAGCUGCAAUACAGAUCUCUACGAACCUGAGCCCGGUACCAGCUGUCAGUAUGUCACAUGCGAGAUCCCAACCUGCCCACCUGGUCAGACAUUGCGCAAUGUAACUGGACAGUGCUGCCCAGUCUGCCAGAGUGGUGGAGCACAAUGUGGAGUGAAUGAAGUGUUCCAGGCCUGUGCUCACCAAUGCCCUGCCAGAUGCAGCAAUCGUGGACUGGCGUUUGCCUGCGCCCCCGACUGCGAGACCGGUGGAUGUAACUGCCGACCGGGUUACCUCCGAGAUGAUAUUGGCGUCUGUGUUAGUGAAGCCGAUUGUCCUCCACUUGAUCCUUGUCCCAAUGGACCAUGUCCUCUACCAUUUUGCACUGAGGGAUACGUACCACUUCGGCUACCAGGGGAAUGUUGUGAAACAUGUCAUCCUGCUCCAGUCCCUCCUACCGUGCCUGCAAGAUGCCGUGGAAUAGUGUGUGACAUUCCGCAGUGUGAGCGUCUUGGACUGAUUGUCAACUACAGCAGUGAAGCAUGCUGCCCUUUCUGCUCUCCACCUCCAGUCCCUCCUACCGUGCCUGCAAGAUGCCGUGGAAUAGUGUGUGACAUUCCGCAGUGUGAGCGUCUUGGACUGGUUGUCAACUACAGCAGUGAAGCAUGCUGCCCUUUCUGCUCUCCUCGGCCCGGUUGUGAAGGCGUGGAGUGCGUUGAGACAGCUUGCCCGCCAGACACUGAAGCUCAGUAUCCACCACGUAGCUGCUGUCCCAUCUGUUUGCCCCCUGCAAGCCCUCCUCCUCCUACGGCGCCAUGCCAUGGUAUUGCGUGUGACAUCCCUAACUGUGGCGCUCUGAACAUGGUCGUCAACUAUACCUCUGGGUCAUGUUGUCCAACCUGCUCUCCCAGACCCCCUUUGCCUGCAAAGUGUGCGGCAGUGACAUGCUUAGCUAUUGAGAUUUGUGACGACGGCACUUAUCCAGUGGUUUAUCCUGACGAGUGCUGUGCUGUUUGCCCAAGCCUGCCACUUCCUGUAGAUCCAAGGCCAGAUCAUUGCCGUGACAUAGUGUGUGACAUUCCGCAGUGUGGGCGUCUUGGACUGGUUGUCAACUACAGCAGUGAAGCAUGCUGCCCUUUCUGCUCUCCUCCUCCAAGAACACACAGACAAAACUGCACCGGUAUUGGCUGUCCACUGUACAAAUGUCUGCCAGGAUCAAUCCUGGUAUACAAGAAUGGUGACUGCUGCAGAACGUGCUCUCUUCCUCCUACGGAUGAGUGUGAGGGCAUAGCUUGCGACAUUCCUCAGUGCGGCCCUGGCUUUGAGCUGAACUUCACAGCGGGAUGCUGUCCAGUGUGUGCACCAGUUGAUCCGUGUGCGGGCAUCAGUUGCAGUAUUCCUCUGUGUGAAGAUGGUUACCAUGUCAAUUACACCGCCGGCACCUGCUGUCCUGUGUGCACUGAGAUUCCACCGCCAGAUUGCAGGACGGUGAGAUGUCGUGCACCGCCGAAAUGUGUCAAAGGAGUAGCAGCACGCGUUGCCAAGGGCGAAUGCUGUGAAUCAUGUCCAAAUUGGAAUGGCCAGUGUCCAAGUCAGAGGCAGUGUGCACACUUCAAUCCAGUCGGACACCGUGAUCAGUGCUGCCCAGCGUGCAACCUGACAAUAUCCCAGUGCGACGGUAUUCGCUGCCCGCCUAUCCGCGGUUGUCGCAGAUAUGCCAGUGAGGUGCAGGUGGGAGAAUGCUGUUUAAGGUGCAUUAAGCGGCGAAGACGCAUCAACAACAACCCACGUGCUGUUUGCGCUGACGUGGUGUGCCCCAGGGGAAUGGCCUGCUCCAAGCGCAACAACAGGGCACAAUGUGUCUGCAAGAAAUGCUCAAACGUCACCGAUCCAAUGCGACAGGUCACAGGCAAGGAUGGCAAAACGUAUGCAAGUAGCUGUCAUCGCCUGCGUCAAGCGUGCAUGACAUGCUCAGGCAUCUGAUCUGGCGUUUCUAUCCUGAACACCGAAAUACGCUUGUUUUGCACAACCGGGAGAAUACGAUGCUCUGAGGGGAAUCACACACCAUAGUUUCACUUUGUCAUUUUUUGCUUUACUAGUGUCUGCACAAAAGGCUUCUUCAACUGUGCUUCUUUUGCCUUUUCACCCUGUAGCAUUUUAUGUGUCCUUGCAUGAUUGAUAAUGUGACCCAAUAGAAGAGGGCAACUUACUUUGCCAUGCACUCGGGCAGCUUCAGCGAUACUAUCACCGCUAUUACCAGCAUGAUUGUUCUCCCGCCGACUUGCUAACUCUCUUACUCACAUUCCCUUUCUUCUUUUCUUUCUCUCUCUUUUUCUCAACCGUACUUGCACACAUGCUUUAGUAACAGACGAAGCGGGUGACUUUACUACUUCGCAAUGUGCUCUUAGCACACUCUAAUGUGUUGCUAAUUCUUUUCAAAACUCAGAUUGCCAGCUGUUUCCAUUGUCAUGUGACUUUACAACUGCAGCCACACACACCUGUGUUAUCUUGAACGACAUUACAAUCUUUCCCAGUAUAACAUUUUAGUAUGUUCACUGUAGCUCGGCUUACCUUCAUAUUAGCUGAAAAUCACAUCUUUGUCCCA